Messenger RNA from Syzygium oleosum, 1351 nucleotides. RefSeq lists its product as uncharacterized. The record is from RefSeq and is a predicted model, not a curated record. Bases 230 to 1216 code for a protein of 328 amino acids. The transcript has a single exon. Lineage: Eukaryota; Viridiplantae; Streptophyta; Magnoliopsida; Myrtales; Myrtaceae.
UCUCUAAUGUUCCUGAUCUGCUCAUUCUUCAGUGAAAUUGGGAAUGAAUCUAGAAUACACUUGCAGAUUGUCAUUGUCAUGAAUUUGAGAACUCAUCACAUCGGUUGACAAAAUUGGGGAUUUCAGCUACGAAUUUUGUUGGUCUUUAUUUUCUCUGGUGUCUCCUCGGGUUGUAAAUUGUUAUCAUCUUCGGUCCCUUGAGCUGCGCUCGACACCAACGAGACAAAGGAUGUUGUCCCUCUCAUCGCCACUCUCUUACCUCCUUCCCAUUCCAAACCCUCCUGCCUUCUUCCCCGUCAGACCCGCCCUUCCGACCGCCGCCGGCCUCCGCCUGAUCCCGCCGAAACGCCGCCGCCAAUCCGUCUCUGCAGCCGCCACUCAGGACGAUGGAAUCCCCGCCGACGACGUCAAGACCCUGGCCCGGUUCAAGUCCCGCCACAACUACAUCCGCGUGCUAGAGGUCUCCCGGAGGUGCGACCACCCCUUCGCCGGCUCUCGCCUCCUCCUCCUCGACUCCCCGGGCAACAUCCACAGCAUCUCCUUCCUUCUCAAGCCCCUCACCUCCACCUACCUCGACGUCUUCGCCACCCUGCCCCCCCUCCUGCCCCCCGGCCCCAUCGGCGUCCUCGGGUUCGGCGCGGGCUCCGCCGCGAGGCUGCUCCUGGAGCUCUACCCCCGCGGGGUGGUGCACGGGUGGGAGCUCGACCCGGCCGUGAUCGACGUCGCGAGGGAGUACUUCGGCCUCUCGAGGCUGGAGAGCGACCACCAAGGUCGGAUCUUUAUCCACAUCGGGGACGCGUUGAGGGCUAGCGCGAGGGAUGGGUUCGCGGGCCUUCUGGUGGACUUGUUCAGCAAAGGCUGCUUGGUGCCGGAGCUGCAGGACCGGAGGACGUGGGAGCGGCUGAGGAAGGGGCUGAGGAGGGGAGGGAGGCUGAUGGUGAACGUGGGAGGGAGCUGCGUGGAGGCGGAGGACGAGACCCGGGACGGGAGGGCGGUCAUGGCGGAGACGCUGGAGGCGAUGCGGGAGGUGUUCGGGGAGGAGGAGGUUCAGGUGCUGCGGCUCGGGAACAGGGAGGACGACAGCUCGCUCGCUCUCACGGGCCGAAUGCCGGAUCUUGAUGCGUGGAGGGCGGGGCUCCCCAAGCCCUUGAGGUGCUAUGUCGAUAUGUGGAGGCCGAUCGGCGGUCAGUACUCUGUCGGAGCAGGAGACGAGUAAAGAAGGGGGUGGUGAACGCCAUGUGUUUGUGUUUAUUCCUGUGUGGAAGGAAGCUGGAGUGCGACUGAUCGUGUACUUGAAUUUUGGACAGAUCAGUGAUGAAAUGCAAACGCCCAUUGCUUUGAAUGGGCAGUA